Molecule: messenger RNA, 3715 nt
Organism: Puntigrus tetrazona (Sumatra barb)
Lineage: Eukaryota; Metazoa; Chordata; Actinopteri; Cypriniformes; Cyprinidae
Gene: smad4b
Product: SMAD family member 4
Exons: 11
Coding region: 222-1739 (505 amino acids)
Biological process (GO): BMP signaling pathway; cell differentiation; anatomical structure morphogenesis
Cellular component (GO): heteromeric SMAD protein complex
Molecular function (GO): DNA-binding transcription factor activity, RNA polymerase II-specific; RNA polymerase II cis-regulatory region sequence-specific DNA binding; I-SMAD binding
Source: RefSeq, a predicted model, not a curated record
AGGAAAGCGUCUGUGUGGGCGGGGCGUAUUUACGCUCGCGGCGACGUCACUCCAGCGAUGACAUCACAGCGCUUACGUAGAGGCAGCCUCCGUGCCUUGACGCCAUGAAUCGCUGGUGUGGACGACGUCUAAACAUCAGGGUGUGAAGACAGACGCUCCGGAGGCUUUGAAGGACGCUGGUUUGUUUGUUCUCACCUGCGGUGGAGUGUAAUUCCAGCAGCAUGUCCGUCUCCAGCACACCCACCAGUAACGAUGCCUGUCUGAGCAUCGUCCACAGUCUUAUGUGCCAUCGACAGGGAGGAGAGAGUGAGUCUUUCUCCAAACGAGCGAUAGAGAGCUUGGUGAAGAAGCUGAAGGAGAAGAAGGAUGAGUUAGACUCUCUGAUCACCGCCAUCACCACGAACGGAGCUCAUCCCAGUAAAUGCGUGACUAUACAACGCACGCUAGACGGUAGACUCCAGGUGGCCGGCCGUAAAGGAUUUCCUCAUGUCAUAUACGCACGGCUGUGGCGAUGGCCGGACCUGCACAAGAACGAGCUGAAACAUGUGAAAUACUGCCAGUUUGCCUUUGACCUGAAAUGCGACAACGUGUGUGUGAACCCGUACCACUACGAGAGGGUCGUGUCUCCAAGCAUCGAUCUGUCUGUUCUGACUCUGGGCGGCCCAGGUCCAAGUGUAGAUCCCCUGGUGAAGGAUGAGUUUGAUGCUCAGCCGUCUCAUUCUGCUGCUGAUGGAGGUCACAGUAUUCAAACCAUCCAGCACACUGCCUCUUCUUCUGCCCCACCCGAUGCUUUCAACAGCCCCGCCCUCCUGCCUCCGGCCGACUCCGCAAGCUCCGCCUCCACUUCCGCAUUUACCGGUAUGGCUACCGGGCCGACCAAUGCCCCCGGUUCAUGGCCCAGAGGAAGCAGUUUUCCUCCCAGCAUCCCUCAUCAGAACGGCCAUCUGCAGCACCACCCUCCUCUUCCUCACACGGGCCAGUACUGGUCAGUCCACAAUGAGCUGGCGUUCCAGCCGCCCAUAUCCACCCAUCCAGCUCCAGAUUACUGGUGCUCGAUUGCGUACUUUGAGAUGGACAUUCAGGUGGGUGAGACGUUUAAGGUGCCGUCUAACUGUCCCGUGGUAACGGUGGAUGGUUAUGUGGACCCAUCAGGUGGAGAUCGCUUCUGCCUCGGCCAGCUGAGUAACGUACACCGCACAGAGGCCAUCGAGAGAGCCAGGCUUCACAUCGGUAAAGGUGUUCAGCUGGAGUGUAAAGGCGAGGGGGACGUGUGGGUGCGCUGUCUCAGUGACCACGCCGUGUUUGUCCAGAGCUAUUAUCUGGACCGCGAGGCUGGACGAGCUCCAGGUGACGCCGUGCACAAGAUUUACCCCAGUGCCUACAUCAAGGUGUUUGAUCUGCGUCAGUGUCAUCGGCAGAUGCAGCAGCAGGCGGCGACGGCUCAGGCUGCGGCGGCUGCGCAGGCGGCUGCGGUGGCGGGAAACAUCCCGGGCCCGGGUUCGGUGGGAGGCAUCGCCCCUGCUAUCAGUCUGUCUGCCGCGGCAGGCAUCGGCGUGGACGACCUGCGGCGCCUCUGCAUUCUGCGCAUGAGUUUCGUGAAGGGCUGGGGUCCCGAUUACCCUCGCCAGAGCAUCAAGGAGACCCCGUGCUGGAUCGAAAUUCAUCUGCACCGCGCUCUGCAGCUCUUGGACGAGGUUCUGCACACCAUGCCUGUAGCCGACCCGCAACCUCUGGACUGAGGCUCGAACAUUUAACCUUCAACCUUAUUACAGUGCACAUAGCUCAAAAAGACUCAGCUGACCUUUGACUUUAGCCGCGAAUGCCAGCGGAGUCUUCACCGAUUUGUUACGCCAUCUGGCGAAACGUUGAAAACCAGCAAUACCACAAAACAACACUAACUCUGAUCGAGCCGAUUCAGUGAAAUCACCCUUUUUUGAGACAUUCACUUUUGAUUAUUAUUUUUUUUUUGAACAGGAAAUGGUUGAGUUGGAGAUGUGUAGAGACUUCGUAGUGCAUUUAAUAGAGUGUGUACAGCGGCCACAUACACACUGCAGCUCUUCAGAGUCUGAUGUUCACGAUCACUCACACAUCAACACAGAUGCAAAUCAUCCAAAAAAUCCAAUGAAAAUGAAUAUUUUAUUAGUCUUUUAUUUUUUUGUAAAUUAUUACACUGAAUUGAAAAGGUUUUACGAACUUCUAUGAAAAUGUAAUUAAUUUGAUUUGUAAUUGAAACAGCAAAUCAGCAUAUUAGGAUGAUUUAUGAAGGAUCGUGUAACACUUAAGACCGAAGGAAUUAUGCUAAAUUCAGUUUUAUAACGUUGGAAUAAAUGACAUUUUAAAAUGUGGUAAAUUAGAAAACCGUUACUUUAAAUCAUAAAAAUAUUUCUGCAUAAUAGUGAUGUUUGAUUAAAUAAAUACAGCCUACGAAAACACAAGAGAAAACACUUUUUCGAAAGCAUUAAAAAUGUUGAUGGUAGUGUAAAUUGAUUGUAUUUAAUUUAAUGCAACAAUUUACAUCAUUUUCUGAAACAAUGAAGUUAAAUAUUUAUGCAAAUAAAAUAUUAAUAUAAUUUGCAUUGAUUUGAAUGCAGCAGUUCAUCAGAAUGACAUUUCACGAACAUCACAAACACCUAAAUCUGGCUUGUUUUUGAUGAUUUUUUUCACUUCUACUAUCAUUUCUAAAUCCUUGCAGUGUGUAUGUGGCUAUAAUGUCCUUUGUGUGUCAAUUGUUUUUUAUUAUUUUGCAUUUUUUUAUAACUUUAUAAUGCUAAUUCGUCAUGUCAAGCACUUGAUUACUUUGUCACCUGAUUUCUCCUAACCUUUCCCUGGAAGGGCUUCGUAUCAAGCUGAGUGCAGUCAGAAGGAAACUCAUCCUGCAUCUGUUUUACGCUAAGAGACCACUUCAAUGAUUUCUUGGAGAUGGAGCCAAAUGCAUUUUGUCUUUGAUAUAAAACGUUACCACCGUUUAAUACUGAUUAUUUCAUUGUACUAACCAGUUUCGUCCCCCCCAAUGCAUGUGCAUUUUUUAAAGAUUUUUUUUAGUGAUGCAUGUUUAUGUUGGCAUGGAGAUGGAGCGACCUGUGAUAAAGACUUGACGACAGUAUUGAACGUUUAGGUGUGUUCAGAAUGGCAUACUACUGUGUUUGCAGCGUGCAGUAUGUAGUUUUUAGUACACAGAUGACCCCACAGCACAAUGCAGAAUGAUCCGAUUUAAUAGAUUUUCAAUGUGACCAAAGUAGAGUAAUAAACAUACUAAAGAAAUGUGAGCCAUUUUUGACUCUGUAUUUGAUCAGAGUGCCAAAAAGUUGAAAAUGCUACAUAAAAAUGAGAUGAAGUGUACGCAUUUCCACUGAUAACUGGAUGCCACUUGAAUUAAACAUGCAACUUAAACUAUUUCACACUAUUUGGUUGAAAACUAGUAUGCAGUAUGCACCGUGUAGUACGCUAGUAUUCCAUUCUGAACACAGCCUGCGUGUGAACCAGAGACGCAGCUGAAGUGUGUGUGUGAAUGAGUGACUUGUUGAGCAGGUUGUGCAGGCUGAUGGAGAUUUUUCUGUUGGAUUUCUUCUUUAUUAGUGGUUUUCUGUUCAUGCUCAUCAACAUAACAUCUUUAUCUGAUCAACAGAGGACUGACUGAAACAUUAAAGUACUGCAGAAUACAGUAUAUGUCGUGCAGCUGUUCCUUCUGAAACGAAUAAAUGUGAUGAACAGGUUA